AUGUUCUACAAACUGUUUCUGGACGAUGAUGUGGUUCGGCACCUCGAGGAGUAUGACGCGCUCGCUAUCUUAGAGUGGGAUGUUGUCGUGGCUCACUCUUCGAGCUUUACAAGGCUGUACAAUGCGGCGUUCUCCUCAGCUGAGAGAUUUUGGGUGAAGGGGAGCACGCUGACUGGAACUGAGUUUCAUGAAACGGCAGCAUUGACGGACAUGUGA
Ectocarpus sp. CCAP 1310/34 is the source of this 216-nucleotide messenger RNA. The record is from the annotation of a GenBank genome assembly. Lineage: Eukaryota; Phaeophyceae; Ectocarpales; Ectocarpaceae.